CCUCGACUCCAUUUUCCAGACCUUUCGACAAUUUGAUCUGUUUUUACCCUUACCUUGCUUCCACCGGACAACUCAUUUUCCCGCUUUAGAAAAGCGGCCUAGACUCUUGUAGAACAGUUAGAUUUCUAUCGUGGGAUAGAUCCCAGGGUCUGCAGGAUUCGUGUGGGAUAGGGGAAAAAAUGGCAUCUACCAAUAUCCCAGCUCUGGAAAACCCACCCCAAAGUGACGAGGAAGGCUAUGAAGAGAGGAAUGUCCAUGAAGUGUACCAGCAAAUUGCCAGUCAUUUCUCCUCCACGCGUUACAAGCCUUGGCCCAUUGUGGAACGCUUCCUCAAGGACUUGAAGCCCGGGGCCAUCGGAUUAGAUGUGGGUUGUGGCAAUGGCAAAUAUCUGGCUGUAAACCGCGAUGUUUUCAUUGUUGCUUCAGACAGAUCCGCAAACCUGGCUCGCAUUGCCCAAAAGCAUCAGCCACACUCAACCAUCAUAGCCGAUAUCCUCCACCUCCCACACCCGGAUUCCUUUUUUGACUUCGCCAUCUCCAUUGCCGUCAUCCACCAUCUAUCCACGCCAGAUCGAAGGGUACAAGCUAUCCGCGAAAUCCUGCGCACACUGAAGCCCGCCACUGAAGGUCUCCCGGGUGGUAAGACUCUCAUCUAUGCUUGGGCCUUGGAACAGAAAAACAGCCGUCGAGGCUGGGACAAAGGUGACCCGCAAGAUAUAAUGGUUCCCUGGGUCAUGAAGGGAACCCCUUCUGCGGACGCUCCACCUGACCAGCCAAAGGUGUUCCAUCGGUAUUACCAUCUUUACGAGGCCUCUGAGCUGGAACAGGACAUCAACAAGGCAGGAGGUCGCGUCCUGGAAUCGGGAUAUGAGAAAGACAACUGGUGGGCCAUCGCGACGCGAACAGACCCAGAAUCACCAUGAGAUGCAUUGAUGCAGUGACAUCCUCGAGAUCCAGCCUCGAAGCCCGUCUUCCACAUCUGCAUAGCACUCAUGACAGGAAUGAUGACAUGAGCAUUGGACUCGUCAAGUCAAGGACUCCUUUCCCAGGCAACCUUCAUGUGUAGGAAAAUCAAAGCCAGAUGAGGAUAAUGAAAAACGCGCGCACAAGCACUCGGAGGAGCCAUCUAUGACAAGCCCUCCCAUGAGUGAAGAUAUACCUCCAACCAGCGCUAUG
Molecule: messenger RNA, 1176 nt
Organism: Aspergillus sclerotioniger CBS 115572
Lineage: Eukaryota; Fungi; Ascomycota; Eurotiomycetes; Eurotiales; Aspergillaceae
Product: tRNA (carboxymethyluridine(34)-5-O)-methyltransferase
Exons: 3
Coding region: 180-923 (247 amino acids)
Biological process (GO): tRNA wobble uridine modification
Cellular component (GO): cytoplasm; nucleus
Molecular function (GO): tRNA binding; S-adenosylmethionine-dependent methyltransferase activity
Source: RefSeq, a predicted model, not a curated record